AUGUCUCUGGUGCUUGUCUUAAGAGGGGAAAAAAAGAACUUGAAUGAUAUAGUUAAAAAGUCAAAAUAUGCCAAAAAACUUGAGUAUAAUUCUAUUGACUUUAGACUAAUACUUAACAGAGAGAUGCUGGAAGAAUUAUUCAAGCCAUCAGUUGAUAAAAUCAUUAGCAAAUUGGUUGAAAUACUAGACCAAUGUGAUGAAAAUGAAAUCAAAACAAUCAUUUUAGUUGGAGGGUACAGUGAAUCUCCCUAUGUAAGGGAGAAAAUUCAGUCAACAUUCAGUAACAUGAGAGUUAUCCUUGUAGAUGAUGCAAGACUUGCUGUGUUAAAUGGGGCAGUGAUGAUGGGCUGGAAACCUAAAAACAUCAUACAACGUAGGUCCAGGUACACUUAUGGAUUUGAAGUUGGUAAACCAUUCAGAGAGGGAAUAGAUCCAGAAAAACUUAGGUAUAAUUAUGAUGGUGACAUUUAUUGUUCCAGGAUAUUUCGGAAGAUGAUAGAAAAAGGUCAGAUAGUGGAGUAUGGCCAGACAUUUAUAUAUAAAGGGUAUGGUACAGCCACUACAGCACAAAGAAAAUGUAUAGUGAGAUAUGUACAUCUAUAUAGAUCUACCCGUGAAGAUCCUCAAUACUGUAUAGAGGAAGAGGACUGUAGCUUAGUAGGAACAAUAGAAAUUAUACCACCAUCAGAUGGAUGGCCAGAUGAGUGGGAUAGUGAUCUACAACUUAUUGUUGGUGAGACUGAGUUCACUGUGAAGUACUUUAAUCUUGAUACAGGAGAAGAAUAUGAAGCACAAAUGGAUUUUCUGUAA
Ruditapes philippinarum (Manila clam) is the source of this 810-nucleotide messenger RNA. Its product is annotated as heat shock 70 kDa protein 12A-like. Bases 1 to 810 code for a protein of 269 amino acids. NCBI's taxonomy places the organism in Eukaryota, Metazoa, Mollusca, Bivalvia, Venerida, Veneridae. Gene Ontology annotation, molecular function: ATP-dependent protein folding chaperone; ATP binding. The transcript has a single exon. The record is from RefSeq and is a predicted model, not a curated record.